CGUGCUGUGAGAAACAGAUAUGAAAAUAUUCUUAUUAAAAGGAUAGUAGGGAAAUUGCUGAAGUGAUUUUAGUUUUUGCAAGGAGCAGACGACGCGAUGGUCGGAGACAAUGAUCUCAGCUCUGACAGUGAUGAGCAGCUUAUUCAGUUGGAUGGAGAGUCGCGGGGCGCUGAUGAUGACCUCUUAUUGAUAGAGGAACCACAUGAAGGGUGUCCUACCAACAAACGCCACCUGUUCUGGGUGAGGUGGAUAUGUCACCGUCCAAAGACUAUGUUCGCCGUCACCGCUUCUUUCCACCUGACCGUUGUCGUGGUCAGUCUCGUUCUCUUUCUGACCGGAUAUGACAUCAUCCACCUUGUUGUCAAAGGGCUACCCGUCUACGACGUGGAUGACAUCAUGUACACGAGGUUCCUGGCCUGGUCACGUAAAGACCCAAAGUCACCAUUUGUCAUCAAAGUUAGUGAUAUGUACCCAAAACGAAGGAAGAGAAGUGUGGAUGACGAGUUUACCGCCGACCAUUUGGAGUUCACCGAGCGCUACUACCAUGACAUUAACAACUUGAUAAACAAUGGGAUUCUAUCUGCUCCUGCUCAGAUUGGUGAUAUAUUUGGGAAGAGUAUCAAAAGGUAUCCCGAUUCGAUGUUAGGUGGGAGGAUGUCACCACCAAAUCUACCGUAUGCCGCAGAUGGCAUGUCCAAAACUGAUUCCGUGCGUGUGUCCUUUGCAAAACUUCCGGCAGUGCGUGAACCAAAUCUGUAUUCUCAUUCAGCGCGUUCGCGGUUGAAGCGUUCAGAAAAACACGCUUGUAACUAUUGGUUGCAUGAAUGGUUUGAUUUCAUUUACGACACGGAUGCUGACAUCGACAACAUCCUUACUCCGAAAUAUUUGAAAGCAAUCCAAAGAUUUGAGACAGAAAUGACAAAAGAGUUCUCAGAAACAAUGUACGGACGAUAUGAAAUGUGCAUUUGUCAAAUUCCAUCAACGUGGUCAGUUUUGGAUGUCUUCGACAAAGACCUCAUUCACAUUCGAAAAGAUGAGGAGUCGACAUUUUUUCUUGCAAAAACAGGAAGUGUGGACAAUGAUACCAGACUUGCUCAAUCUCACAUAACGAGAUCCUAUUUUAGAGUGUGCACCAACGCCUCGUGGCAAAAUGGUGCGUUGCCGAGCUGGGGACACCAAGUAUUCCUCAGCCGCGCUCACCAACUUGGCGCCGAAAUUUUAAAACCAAAAGGGAUAACGCUCUCAUAUUUCAGCUUCAAUGUUUACAUGGAUAAAAUCUUUAAGACAAUCGUAAAUGGUGAUCUCUACCUCUUCUGUGGCAGUGUUCUAUUUAUUUUCGCUUUCAUGUGGCUUCAAACCGGUUCGUUUUGGAUAACAUUCUUUGGCAUCUCCAGCAUCCUGACCAGCAUCCUCGCCGCCAACCUCGUCUACAACUGCGUCAUCGGCUUCAAAUACCUCGGCAUCUUCAACCUGCUGUCAUUGUUUGUUGUCCUUGGAAUUGGAGCAGACGACAUCUUCAUCUUUGUUGACACUUGGAAAUGGCUUGAUGGAAAAUGCGACCAACAGGAAGAACGAAUCUCAAUGUGCUUCAAGAAAGCAGGCGUGGCAAUGUUUAGUACGUCACUCACAACAAUGGUGGCGUUCUUCGUGAGUGCUUUCUCCUCAUUACUCACACUGCGUUCUUUCGGGACGUUAUCGGGACUGGUGGUACUCAUCAAUUACAUAUCUGUGAUGGUUUUCUUCCCAACUGUGAUAUUGGCCCAUGAAAGCGUUUUUGGAAAGAAGGGCCGAACUCUUCGUUGUUCACGUCUCAUUUCCGUUUUCUCAAAAAGCAACAAUUGCAUGAAAAAGAUACAUGAAGCCAUUGUUGGGUUCUUCGGAGGAAUAUAUUUCGAUGUAAUCACACAUAAAUACGGGAGAUAUGCAAUUAUAGCGGCGUUUGUGAUAUUCACUGGAGGCAUGGGUCUGUCGGUGGCAGAUUUAAAAGAAGACGACUCGGCAACGUCUCAGCUGUUACGGACAGAGAGCCCAUUUGAACAGGGUAGGAUUAAGGCGUCGAAGGAGUUCAAACAGAACGCGUACGACCUCAAGAUGGACGUGUUCCUUGUUUGGGGUUUCAAGCCGCGUGAUAUGUCAACAUGCAACAAGCUAAGAUACGACUACGAGAAGCCUUGCCCUGGGAAAGAAGCCAUGGACGACCAUUUUCAACUAGAGUCUCCUAAAACGCAGAUGGCCCUUCUCGAGCUGUGCCAAUCUCUGGAACACGCAAAUGCCUCCCUGGUCGAGAAGCUCAAGUUGAAGAGAGACCAAGCCACAAACAAAUACACCGUCGUCUGCAUCAUGGAAGCCUUCGACACUUACCUGCGAGGCCUGUCCAGUAAGCUCAUGAUCAACAUCACCCUCCCGGUCACCAAGGGGAAGCUACAGCCUGUCUUACCUCUGCUGAAGAUGGCCGGGAUAUUAGAUGUUGACAUUGACAAGCUAACCACGCCAUUCCAAACAUUGCUCUGGAUAUUUCUCGAGAAGUCAGAUUUUGCUCAGCAACUGAACAAACUUGCUGGCUUCAAAGAGUUAACGGACCAGGAGAAGAAUGAAUCCAUCGGGACAUACAAGGGCGAGGCGUUGUUUAAUCGCCAGCUUCGCUACAUUAGCAUCCUGGUACCCACCUCAAGAUCCAUCAUGGCCAUCGGUAUUGAUGAGGGGAUCAAAAUGAUGAACAACUGGGAAAGUUACACGGAUGCCAAGGUGUCCACUCUGCCGGAAGGGUUGAAAGGAGGUUUUCAAGUAUCCCAGAACUGGUUCCUUCUCAAUAUGAAAGAGAGACUCGUCAUGAACGCCGUGAUCGGUGUAGGAGUAUCUCUCGGUCUAGCAUUCACCCUACUGCUGAUAACCACACGAAACAUCAUCCUAGCUCUCAUAUCUCUCAUAACCUUGAGUGCCACUGUGGUCUGUGUGAUCGGAAUCAUGCCCGUUAUGAACUGGAAGCUUGGGCCCCUAGUCGCCCUAAACAUGUGUUUCGUGGCCGGGCUAGCCGUCGACUACAUCGUACACGUGAUCGAAGGCUUCCAACUCUCCGACUACCAUACCCGCCAUGAUCGGAUACAAGAGUGUUUACGUCACGUGGGAAUCUCCGUCAUUUCCGGUGCCAUCACUACCCUGGGAUCCUCCUUCUUCAUGCUGUUUGCCAAAAUAAACUUCUUCAUGCAGUUUGGGUGGUUUAUUUUUUGUACCAUCGGGACGUCCCUGAUGUUCUCGCUGUUUUUUUUGCCUGCGUUGUUGAGUGUGGUUGGUCCAUCAGGCGAUCAGGGGUCAGUUAUGGCUCUCUGUAAAUCACGGAAGAAAGAAAGUGAUACGAGGACAGAUCCAAGUUUAUGAUAUGCCUGCCAUGUACUCAAUAUAGUUUUAAAAAUAGUUUUGUGUCUUUUAUCGAGAGUGACCAUUUACCAAAUGUUGUUACACUGAGAGUGACCACUAUGCAGUGCCAUUUUAUUGGAAUAUGCAGCGUUUAAUAUUUUGUAUUCACGUGUAUUUAUUGAUUGUACGAAGAUGCACUAAUAUACA
Lineus longissimus is the source of this 3561-nucleotide messenger RNA. RefSeq lists its product as uncharacterized. Bases 97 to 3375 code for a protein of 1092 amino acids. Gene Ontology annotation, molecular function: transmembrane transporter activity. The record is from RefSeq and is a predicted model, not a curated record. NCBI's taxonomy places the organism in Eukaryota, Metazoa, Nemertea, Pilidiophora, Heteronemertea, Lineidae. Gene Ontology annotation, cellular component: membrane. The transcript has 12 exons.